GGUCAGAGAGUUGCUCUCUCUCGGCUGUCAAUCUGCCCAAACAUGUGGAUUCCAUGUUAAACAAAAGACUCUCCAAGUCCUCAGCCACACUCUGGAAUUCCCCCAGCAGAACUCGCCGUUUGCCACUGAGCCCCUGGGAGAGCAGUAUUGUGGACCGCCUGAUGACUCCAACACUGUCCUUCCUCGCCAGGAGCAGGAGUGUUGCUGUUUUAACGGGUAAUGGCCGAGAUACAGCUGUUCCUCUCUGUCCUCGAUCGUCCUCAGCCAGUCCGAUCGCCCCGAGCAGUGGCAAAACCCCUCACAGAUGCUCGAACCGAUGGAGAGCUGCCCUGAGCACGCCGGAUAUCCUAGGCCGACACAAGACUGAUCUCCCCCUGGGAUCCUGUUCUAUGUUGGUUGCAGUGCUGACUAACAUAGUGGUUAUUGUUGCUCUGAUCUCAGCUGAUGCUAAUGGUGAACGGCUCCCAAUUCCAGAGUGA
Molecule: messenger RNA, 479 nt
Organism: Rhincodon typus (whale shark)
Lineage: Eukaryota; Metazoa; Chordata; Chondrichthyes; Orectolobiformes; Rhincodontidae
Product: MAP7 domain-containing protein 1
Exons: 4
Biological process (GO): microtubule cytoskeleton organization
Cellular component (GO): microtubule cytoskeleton
Source: RefSeq, a predicted model, not a curated record